AUGUUCAGUGGCGUCAAAAAUAUUCUAGGAUUGGGCUCUACUGCCCCAAAUAUUGUCUACGGAAAAACCGAUAAGGAUCUCGGAGUUGAAAGAUUUGUGGAGGACGAUUUCUGGAAACUCAGAAUCAGAACUGUCGCUGCUAAUACCUUGCCUUCAAUGCAUAAUGUGUUGAUGAAAACCGGACGGUGGGAAUUCUUCGACUUCAAUUGGAAACACUUGAAGGACAUCGAACCUCACAUAUUCUGGGACUCCGAUAUAGCAAAAUUCUUAGAAGCCGUGUGCUAUGCUUUAAAAUAUACCGAAAAAGACGAACAAAUCUACCAGACUUAUGUCGACUGGAUUGACCAGAUUGUCAGAAUGGCCAAGAAGGCCCAACAACCAGAUGGGUACCUUAACUCUUAUUUCACCCAAAUGGAUCCUAAAGCUAGAUUCACCAAUAUCAUGGAGAAACACGAGUUGUACUGCUGUGGUCACUUGAUUGAAGCAGCUGUAGCACAUCAUGAAGCUACCGGGUCAAUGGAGUUGGUCGACAUUAUGUGCAAAUAUGUGGAUUUGCUUUAUUUGACAUUUGGCCCUGGGGAAGGUCAGUUACACGGAUAUCCUGGGCACGAAGAGAUCGAGUUGGCGUUGGUCAAGCUAUUGAGAAUUGUGCCCAAGAAGGAGUACUUCGACCUCUUGAACUACUUUGUUGAAGAAAGGGGCCAGAACAACACCGAGUUCUAUAACGAUGAGCUUCGCAGAAGAAACAUCGACCCAGAUGUCUACAAUCCUCUUGCAGACUACGACCACAUGGACAGCGACUAUACACACAUGCUUCCCGCUCCUAAAUCCUAUUGGUACUCGCAGUCAGAAAAGCCCAUACGGGAACUAGAAGAAGUUAGAGGCCAUUCGGUCAGGUUGGUGUAUUAUUUGACUGGGGUCCAGGGGCUUGCGAUGUUGAAGAAGGAUGAUAGUUUGAAAAAGGCGGUUCGGAGACUAUUCGACAACAUGAUAGACAAAAAGUUCUAUAUUCACGGAGGAAUCGGUGCCAUUGACAGAUGGGAGGGAUUUGGAGAAGACUAUGACUUGAGAUGGGAUGGUUACUCCGAAACCUGUGCGUCUAUUGGGUUGGUGUUUUUAUGUGAGAGAAUGCUUUCGGACAAGUUAGACAAAAAGGUUGCCUUGGCCAUGGAAAGAGCCUUGUACAACGAUGUGUUAGGAGGUGUCAGCGUUACAGGGAAGUCAUACUACUACAACCAACCUGUAUGUGGUUGCGGGUUAACUAGACAAAGCUGGUUUGUAUGCGCAUGUUGUCCUCCGAAUGUUGCAAGACUUUUCAGCAGUUUGGAAAAAUACGCUGUUCUGGUAUCCGAUGAUCUGAUCGCUGCCCAUUUAUACAUUGGGGUGUCAUUGAAGUCCGAUGAUUUGGACUUCAAGUUAGUUUCCAAGUAUCCAAAUGAAGGUAAAAUUGAACUAAAGAUUGACUCGAAAAAGCCCAUCACAAUUUCCAUCAGAGAGCCUAACACUGCGUUCCGGACCUCCAACUCGAAGUACAAGCUCUCUAACGGGUAUCUCACAUUUGGACCCCGGAUAUGGACGUCUGAGACUAUCACCAUUGAAUUCGAUAUUCCAGUAGAGAUAGUUAAGCCAGACCCCAAUGUGACUGCGAAUUCGGGACACUUGGCUGUUCAAAGAGGCCCUUAUGCCUACGCCUUGCAAAAAUCUGGGGUAAGUGGAGACGUGAGCUUGGAUGAUAUCAAGAUAUCCGUCAAUCAGAAAUUCGAAGUUAGUGCUGAAGAGUACGAGAAUGCAAAGUAUGUGAGCUUGACCACAACGGCCGAUGGCAGAACCUUGAACUUUGUGCCUUAUUUUAUCACCGGAAACGAACAUCCAGGAGAAGACUUCAGGCUUUGGAUUAAGGACGGUAGUAAGUAG
This is a messenger RNA of Yamadazyma tenuis ATCC 10573, 1914 nucleotides long. The record is from RefSeq and is a predicted model, not a curated record. NCBI's taxonomy places the organism in Eukaryota, Fungi, Ascomycota, Pichiomycetes, Serinales, Debaryomycetaceae.